Messenger RNA from Pelobates fuscus (common spadefoot toad), 6527 nucleotides. RefSeq names its product adducin 1 (gene ADD1). NCBI's taxonomy places the organism in Eukaryota, Metazoa, Chordata, Amphibia, Anura, Pelobatidae. Gene Ontology annotation, cellular component: plasma membrane; focal adhesion; cytoskeleton. The record is from RefSeq and is a predicted model, not a curated record. Gene Ontology annotation, molecular function: actin filament binding. Gene Ontology annotation, biological process: positive regulation of establishment of endothelial barrier; barbed-end actin filament capping; positive regulation of adherens junction organization. The transcript has 18 exons. The coding region runs from base 176 to 2944 and encodes 922 amino acids.
GCAGAGGGAGGGGGUCCAUACAAUCCCAGUGGAGGGGGAAGGAGCGGACAUAUUACCGAGGAGAGGCCCAGGGAGGCUGCACUGCACACUGAUACCCAGGGCGGGCUCUGCCUUCCUCCCCCGGAGCACACCGGGCCCUCAGCUCUCACCGAGACGGGCAGCAUAAGGGCGUGCAAUGAAUGGUGAUUCAGGUGCCGGGGUGGUAACUUCACCACCUCCAACAAAUGCUCCUCACAAAGAGAAAUAUUUUGAUCGAGUAGAUGAAAACAAUCCGGAGUACUUGCGGGAGAGAAACAUGGCACCGGACCUUCGCCAAGACUUCAAUAUGAUGGAGCAAAAGAAAAGGGUCUCAAUGAUACUGCAGAGCCCCGCAUUUUGUGAUGAGCUAGAAAGCAUGAUUCAGGACCAACUCAAGAAAGGAAAGAACCCUGCAGGCUUAUUGGCAUUACAACAAAUAGCCGAUUUCAUGACCACAAGCGUACCAAGCGUUUAUCCUUCAGCACCUCAAGGAGGAAUGGCAGCUUUAAACCUGAGCCUUGGAAUGGUAACUCCUGUAAAUGACCUUAGAGGAUCAGAUUCUAUUGCCUACGAAAAAGGAGAAAAGUUGCUGCGUUGCAAACUGGCGGCAUUUUAUAGAUUAGCCGACCUGUUUGGAUGGUCUCAGCUGAUCUACAAUCACAUUACAGUCAGAGUAAGCUCAGAACAAGAACACUUCCUGAUUGUUCCAUUCGGACUCCUUUAUAGUGAAGUUACAGCAUCUAGUUUGGUUAAGAUUAAUCUCCAAGGGGACAUGGUUGAUCGUGGGAGCACAAACUUGGGUGUAAAUAAAGCUGGCUUCACGUUGCACUCAGCCAUUUAUGCUGCACGACCUGAUGUGAAAUGUAUUGUUCAUAUACACACCCCUGCUGGGGCUGCAGUAUCUGCUAUGAAAUGUGGCUUAUUGCCUCUUUCUCCAGAAGCCUUGUCUUUAGGAGAGGUGACUUAUCAUGACUACCAUGGCAUACUUGUAGAUGAAGAAGAAAAAGUAUUAAUACAGAAGAACUUGGGACCUAAAAGCAAAGUUCUUAUUCUCAGAAAUCAUGGCUUAGUAACUAUGGGAGAAACUGUUGAAGAGGCUUUUUAUUAUAUUCACAAUCUUAUGUCUGCCUGUGAGAUUCAGGUACGCACUCUUGCCAGUGCUGGUGGACCAGAUAACUUGGUAUUAUUGGAUCCUGGGAAAUAUAAAAAAUCCCGUUCACCUGAGUCGCCAUCUGGAGAUGGGAGUGCACCUCAUCCAAAGUGGCUUGUUGGGGAGCAAGAGUUUGAAGCCCUUAUGCGCAUGUUGGAUAACCUGGGUUACAGAACUGGCUAUCCAUAUAGAUGUCCCGCCCUACGCGACAAGGUCAAAAAGUUCAGUGAUGUAGAAAUCCCAGCAAGCGUUACAGGUUAUUCCUUUGGCGAUGGCGACUCUGGCACGUGUUCUCCUCUCAGACACAGUUUUCAAAAACAACAACGGGAGAAGACCAAGUGGCUGAAUUCUGGUAAAGCUGAUGAUGGCUCCGAAGAUGGGCAGAACGGUGGCAGCCCCAAGUCGAAGACUAAGGUGUGGACGAACAUUACACACGAUCACGUGAAACCCUUGCUGCAGUCUCUCUCGUCCGGUGUCUGCGUGCCAAGCUGUAUUACCAACUGCUUGUGGACUAAAGAGGAUGGACUCAAAGCUGCCACCUCUGCUGUCCCUAGUCUGUUUGUCCCGUUAAACACAGACCCCAAGGAAGUACAAGAGAUGAGAAACAAGAUAAGAGAACAGAAUCUACAGGAUAUUAAGACUGCAGGCCCUCAGUCGCAGGUGUUGUGUGGAGGGGUAAUGGAAAGGAGCAUCGCGCAGAAAUUAUCUGUGUAUAAGGAUGCGCCUCUUUCAGACUGUACGGAAACUAUUGAAGGGCUCGAUUUCACAGAGCAUUCCUUUAGUCCAGCUAAAACCCUCUCAUUUAGAAAGGGAGAACUCGUUACAGCAUCUAAAGCCAUUAUUGAGAAAGAGUACCAACCAAGGGUUGUUGUUAGUACAACUGGCCCUAACCCUUUCAACAAAUUUACAGACCGGGAAUUUGAAGAAUACCGCAAAGAAGUGGAGCGCAAGCAGAAGAGUGCUGACGAUGGUUUCUCAGAGUAUGGCGUCUCUGUUGUCCUGAGGCAUAAUGAAAAUGAUAGAUUAACUGGGGUCCAAAGCCACAAAUCCGAUGACCCCAUAGACUCAGUGAAAGAACAGGGGCCUUCCUCUUGUGCUGACAGUUUGACAAGAAAAGAUGAUGAAAACACUAAAGUGCAUUUGGAGCCUGACCUGGUUUGUAUGAAGCCUGUAAUAGAAGCCACUCCAGAAUUAAAUCUAGACAUCAUGCAACUUACUCUGGAAGAGUCUCCCCAUGAAGACCUUCAUCAUGCUGUUAUACAGGCACUAAACUCCAGCAUGGACUUCUUGCCCAAUGCGUCAUCAGAACCACCAGAAGAGGUAACUGAGCAGAAGGAAGCCACCCUUGACCAUGCUUUAACUCGUACCCCUCCCAGCACACCAAUUAAACAAGAAGAAUCCCAACAAGAGCAGACUUACAAAGAUGACAGUGAUGCUGCAACAUUCAAGCAAACCCUUCCAGACCUCACCCCUGAUGAACCUUCAGAAUCUCUUGGCUUUCCAGCUUUGACAAAAGAAGUUGAUGAAGAUGAAGAAAGCAAGUCUUGUGAAGGAGACCUAGUUAAAGCCCAUGCAGAGUCCACCCAUGAACAAAAUCAAGAGACACAACCCCAGAAUGCUGAUCCUCCCACAACGCCAGAAGCCGAAGAAGCGGCAGAAGCUGCUCAUGCAGAUGGUGGCAGUGAUGAGUCUCCGGGCAAAUCUCCUUCUAAAAAGAAAAAGAAAUUCCGCACUCCCUCCUUCCUGAAGAAGAAUAAAAAGAAGAGUGAAUCGUAAAGACCUGCAGGAACACUGUCAUGUUUCUAAGAGUCAAUCAGUUAAUUAAAUUAACCACUAGAAUGUACCCAAUUUGUAUUGUUUUGUCUUUUCAUUAUAUAAAGGAAUGCAAGAAAACAAAAUAGCUGAACCUGCUAGUUGUAGCCUAAUUGUUAAAGGUUAAGCCAGGAAAUUAACUUCCAUAAGAGGUGCUAACCUGUGUGUUCAGCUGCUUACAGAGCAUUAAAUUUGUAUAUGUUCCUAAAAUAUGAUACUGCAAUUUUUUGUUCCUCUUUUCUAUAUCACACAAUCCAUACCCUUAAUGCUCUUCUAAGUAUUUCAUGAGCAUGUUUUAUUUAGUGCCCACCUACACUCCACAAAAUUGGGUUUAAUUAAAAUUCAUAUAUGCCUUGUUGCGGGGAAAAAGUGAUUAAUCACAGUACCCACUACUCAAGUAACUUGUAAAAUGCUGCUGUAUGAAGCUUUUAGUAACUAGUAAUCUAACCUUACAUGUUUGUACAUUGCCUCUUUCUGGACUUUUUUUCCCCCUUGCCCCAAAACUGGAUCUAAAACCAACAAAAUAAACAAACAAAAAACAUUUAAAAACAAACGGUCUAUAUAUUACCUUUUUUUUUCCCCCUCUCUGAAACGUUCUGCAGUUUAAACAUUCAACAUCCCUUCUCUCUCAUUAUCUGCACAAGUUAUGACAGUUGUUGGGGAAGAAAAAAAUAUUAUAUAUUACACUUCCUCCCCCUCACCCCCCUCAACAAGUGUCUUAAUACAUUAUAUAUACACACAUCCAUCCAUAGAUCAGGGCUGACAAAUAGAUGUUCACCCAUGGUGAGUAUACCAUGGACUCUCCAGGCUUGCCGUGGUCAAUAUUUCUUAAGGCCUGGUUUUCUGUGUAGGACUUGGCAUGUUAAGCCCUGCCAUAGACAGAGCUGCUAAAUGAGACGAGGUCACAUGAAUGCUUGGAAAUACAUUCAAAGCACAAAAAGCAGGUAUAUUUAAGAUAUAAAUAUUCUACUCGAAAGUUUCUAUACUGUUCAACGGUAAAUAUAAAGUGCAAUGUGUGGACCGUUUUGUUUUUUGCAGUAUUUGGUAUUCAUGUGAUGAAUCUGCUUUAAUGUGAAAUUGAGAAGUACAUGUCAUUCUCUACCGUAUAUUAAAGCUCCAUAGUGGAUGUUGGUGUAAUCGUGCUGGCAUAACUAUUGUUAUACUUGGGAAUGGCUGCUUCUGCCUUAAUGACAUAGAAUGAAAGCUCCUGGGGAAAAUCCUUUCUUUUCAUCUGUAUAAUAUUAUUAUCCUUCCUGUAUCAUCUCAUUACAAAACAAAGGUGCAUUUACAAUAAACACGUGAUUUGUAUUAUUCAGCUUUUCUCAAAUGUUAGACUUCUUGCUUUUUACAUAAAUGCACUGAUAUUUUAAACCUGUCGCUUCGUUGUAUCUUUGUUUAUUUAAUAGGUAAUAUUUUGUAUACUUAUUUGGCACUGGUUUUGAGAAAUGUCCCCAAGUAACCCACAAACCUUGCUGUGAGUAGAGUAGUGCACUUUAUAGUGUCGUAUAAAAUGUGACAUGAGCAUUGAAAUGAAUCUGUAGCUUCCAAAAAUCAAUUUUUAUACACUGUUGAAUUAUAUAUCCACAUAUUCACUAGACUUGUGCAAAGAUUAGUAAUACCCCACAGGUAAAUCCCAGAUGAAUUGUUUUUUCCAGCAAUGGAUUUAAAGAACUUUGAUUCGGACGAAGAGGCUGGAAAAUAUUUUUGCACAAAUCCAAUAUUCACUUUUUACUAAAGCUAUGACUCCUUUUAUAGACCAAGAAAGUUUUUUUUUUUCCAACAUAAUUUAGAAUAUUAUUUUGUGAUUAGAGAGCUCUAAUACAAAUUAUCACAAAAUAAGAUGCAUCUUUGGUUUGAGAAUUUAAAUUUCAUUUCUCCAUGCACUGCCCUGCCCUGCAUGUUGUCCAGCAAAAAAAAAAAAAAAAACCAUUUAAAAAAGUGAUAAUCUAUAAUCUGUUUUACAUUUUAGGAAUACUUUUUUUCCCCAAGUCACAUAAUAAGGGAUAAUAAUCCUGUGCAAAUUAACUAGUACAAUUGGGGAUCGUGCAAUGCACACAAAAAUAACCAUAUUAUAAUAUUGAUUGUCAGCCCAUAUUUCUGGUGUUUAUUUUAUAUGCAUUACAUUAUGGUUUAAAAUCCCUUUGAGGAUCUCCAGUUUAAUCUCUCACCCAUUACAUAACAUUCCUACAUAACCUUAAAAAAAAAACAAAAAAAAACCCUAAUUUUAAAAACAUAUUCCGCAUUACAAAAUGCAUUUAAAAAAAUAAUCUAUUAAUUGUGUUUGGUGAAUACAGAUAUUGUAAUCUAAGACAAUAUAAAGGCCAAGCAAUACCGAAUAACAUACCCCAUUUGGAUUUGCAAAGUUUCUUGUUCUGUCUAACAAUUUAUACAUUUUAAAUUGUUCUGUAGGAACAGUACAAACCUUUGACAGCUGUGUUUCAGGAUAUCUCAAGUUUUUUUUUUUUUAACACUUCAUUCAGAAAUGCUGCAUAGCCAAUUUUGUACUAAUUUGUGAAAACUAAAUGCCAGCUUUAUUGAUCCACUUCAAAAAUAGAACUUUCCUUUACAUGUGUGUAAAUUAAAUCAAUGUAGUAGCUUGGACAUUAUCAGUGGCACUGUCCAAUGUCCUCUUUUAAGAGUUUUUCACAAAAACUGACCAAAUGAGAAAAACGUGAAAUACUGUCAAAAAGCCAGUUCUUGUAUCUAUUACAAUCCAUAGAUACGAAGGCAUUCUUUUAGAUUUGUUUUUGUUUAAAGAAAAUUUAAGUUUUUAAAUCUCUGGCUUUUUAAUAAAAAAAAUUUAGCAUGGUUUUCAGAGUGUAUGUUUAAAUACAGUUAUUCGGGUCAACUUGCAGUGAGUUUUUGCUUGCUGUGAUGCCUGUUUUUAUGAAGAAACCAGGAGUGAUCCCUUUAGCAUGCACUAUUGCUAAUUAUCCCUGCUGAACUGCACCAACCUGUGUAGUCUUCAUACAGCUGGGUGUACUUAAUGCUACAACCUGUUAUCACAUAAUGAGAAGGCACUUCAUUUUCAGCUGAGGCAUGCCAUAAAAAUCUAACAUCUUGUACUAUGUUUAGAAUGUUCACGUAUUAAAGUGCGGCUUUUCCAUAGAAUAUUAUUCUUCACCCCUAAACCGUUCCUGUUCAGCACAAUUUAGUGGCAAGCUCACAUAUUCAGAAAACGUAUAAGGACAUUCCCCAAAUCCCUUUGCAAUGCCUGCUUUUAUCUGUAUCUAAUCAUAUACUUCAAUUCACAUGUUAUGGUCAGUUCAGUUGAGAAAACACACACUGCACCCCUUCCUUCCCCUUAACACGCAUUAGAGCACAUCAUUUUUUUUUCUUUGCCACUGUCUAGUUGCUAGCAUCAUGUAGUUAUAGUACAAUACAUUGCUUGACAAAUACUUGCAUUUUCUCCUUCUCUACUUAUGCAAUGUUUUUUUUAGUGUAGUGAUGUACUGAUACACAUUUCAGAAUUACUAAAUUCAUGCAUUUUUUUCCCCCCCUUUAUUGUACUGUUAUUUUACUCAAAAAUAAAAUUCAUUAAACUCUG